CAAAAGGUAUUCUGCCGUCUGACUCCAGAUUGGGAGAGUAUAAAAUCCAUGACGGAGAAUCACAUUGAAUGACUAUCAGAGUGAAUCUAUAAGAAGUUUAUUAACAAUGGCUUACUUCUUCCUUUGGGUCUUUCUAUUCUUUAUUUGUGACAAGGUUCUCUUUGGGAACACAUGGGCAAUGAACAACCUGCUGAUGACUGGACCUAAGGCGUAUCUUACUUAUGCAAGCAGUGUACAGGUUGGUGCGCAGAGCGGGAUACAGGAGUGCAAACAUCAGUUUGCAUGGGACAGGUGGAAUUGUCCGGACAGCGCAUUGCAACUUUCUACACAUAAGGGAUUUAGAAGUGCAACGAGAGAGACGUCAUUUGUCCAUGCAAUAAGCGCAGCCGGAGUUAUGUACACUUUAACCAGAAACUGCAGUCUCGGAGACCUUGCCGACUGUGGAUGUGACAGUUCAAGGAACGGCAAAAUCGGGGGUCGUGGUUGGAUUUGGGGAGGCUGUAGCGACAAUGUGGAAUUCGGAGAGAGAAUUUCAAAACAAUAUGUGGAUGCGCUGGAGACAGGUCAAGACUCUCGAGCUGCAGUUAAUCUGCACAAUAAUGAAGCUGGCCGUUUGGCUGUAAAGGCGACAAUGAAGAGAAUCUGUAGGUGCCAUGGUAUGUCAGAAAGUUGCUCAAUGCAAACAUGUUGGAUGCAACUGUCUGACUUCCGUGAGAUCGGCAAUUACUUGAAAGUAAAGCACGACCAGGCUCAAAAACUGGAACUUGACAAGAGACGAAUGCGCGCGGGAAACAGCGCCGACAAUCGCAUGGCCAUGGCAGACGCGUUCAACUCCAUAGCCCGGACAGACCUCAUAUACCUGGAGGAUUCACCAGAUUACUGUGCCAAGAAUCUAAGCCUUGGGCUUCUGGGCACCGAGGGUCGUGAAUGCGUGCAACACGGAGAAAGUCUUACCCAGUGGGAAAGGCGCAGCUGCCGCAGACUGUGUCAUGAGUGCGGUUUGCGCGUGGAAGAGAGGCGCACCGAGGUUGUAAGCAGUUGUAAUUGCAAGUUUCACUGGUGUUGCACAGUAAAGUGCGAGAACUGCUCACAGGUCACUGUCAAACAUGUGUGCGCACGUAGACACGGCAAUCACGGACAGCAAAGGCGUAGACUUCGAGGACCAAAAUAAAACUGCAAAAAUAAUAUUUUAUUGAGAGGACACCCAUAC
Molecule: messenger RNA, 1210 nt
Organism: Paramisgurnus dabryanus
Lineage: Eukaryota; Metazoa; Chordata; Actinopteri; Cypriniformes; Cobitidae
Gene: wnt8-2
Product: protein Wnt-8a ORF2
Biological process (GO): cell fate commitment; multicellular organism development; canonical Wnt signaling pathway
Cellular component (GO): extracellular region
Molecular function (GO): frizzled binding; cytokine activity
Source: RefSeq, a predicted model, not a curated record